CCUGGUCUUCUGGAGGAAAAAAACCCCGCUUGUUGCCGAACCCUGCCAUAAUGUAUCUCACCAGAGCUCCGCCAUAUUGUAUCUCACCAGAGCUCCACCUUAAUGGCCAGGUGCAGCUGACAUCUCUAUUGGAGGACUGUAACAGAUGCACCUGCCUUGAGAAGUGCAUCUCCUUUAUCCUCCCUCCAUCCCCUUUUAAUCCUCCUCCUCUUCCUCCUUUUCAGUGUCUCCCCAGGGAGAUGAGAGACAUCUCCUUGAGUGGCCUGAUAAUAAGCUGAGUGGAGCGCUGCUGACGAACACCCCCCUUCUUCCUUCCUCCAUCACUUCUUCCUCCUCCCCUUAGGCUCUUACCCCCUCCCACACACACACACACACACACACACACACAUACACCAGGGCUGAAUCACCAGGACCUGCUUCAGAGCGAUGCCAUCUCCAUCAUACCAGACAGCUGUGCUUGAGUGUGUGCCUACCUCAGCCUGCCUCUCUCUCUUUCUCUCUUGAUUUUUCUCCUGUCCCUCUCGCUUUACCCCACCCUUCUCUUUCCUUUCUCUCUACCUUAGACACUCUCAUCCACUCCCGCUUCUCUCUCCCUUUCCUCCCUCUUUCACUCCUCCUCCCUCUCUCUCUCUCUCUCUCUCUCUCUCUCUCUCUCAGGCUGUCCUUGACGGUGCUCUGUGGAGGAGCAGAGCACUGUAGUGCUGGGUUGUGCAGGAGGAAGCAGACAGCCAGCCUUUGCCCAGUGGAUACAUUCUGUUCCGUCUCUUCCAACGCUGCUGCCGUUACCCGGGAUACGCAUUCGGCCUGCCGUGCUGCCAGGGGAGUCGAGGGCUGAUGUCAGUCUGCCAUGUCGGCUGAGUGCCAACCUAAGGGGAACGCAUUUUAAAGUGCCCAUUGCGCCAUGUCUGCCACACAGCUGGAGGAGACAGAAAAUGUUUUUGACCUAAACGAGGCCAUCCCAGAGACAGAGCUGCUGGACAACAGCAUACAGAAGGGGCGUGCCCAGCUGUCCGUCAAAGCCAGGAGGCACCGCCCCUCUCGCUCUCGCUUCCGAGACAGCGUCAGUUCCACAGAGGGAGAUGACAGUCUGGAGAGGAAGUGUCUGGACAGCCCUUUGCACUCCGUCAGUUCCCCCCUCCACUCCACCCUGCGAGGAGGCUCCUCCCCUUCGCCUGAUUCGCUCCUCUCCUCGUCCUCCCCAUGUCCCACCUUACGGAGCCCGGUCUUCUCCUUCGACACCUCCUCCUUAAGGCGCUCCCCGGAGGAGGGCGGGACCGGGUCGCUAGCCACUCGGGGGCGGUACCGCCAGCUGACAAAUGCCACGUCUCAGGAGGCCCUGUUGACCACGCCCAACAGCUCUCCCUCCAAGUCGUGUCCCAGUUCGGACUGCUCGCCUGUUUACAUUCGUCGGGCACGACGCCCAGACAGUGAGGUGUUAGUUUCAGAAAACAGUCGAGACACAAGCCCGGCCGACCCCGGCAACAACAGCCUUAUCUUCGACAAGAAGACCAAGAGGAGGUUCUUGGACCUGGGGGUCACAUUGAGACGCUCCUAUGUGAGAGUCAGAAAAGACAAGUCAAACAGACUGUCAAUGGGAAGCCGGGAGUCAUCUGAGAGCCCGUCCAGGUCCUCUGGCUCGUUUGUGCCUUUCUCCUGGUUCACUGACAGCGCCAGGGGCUCUGUGUCCUCCGGGGCAACCCCGCCCUGCUCCCCCAAACUGGUCUCACAGGACUGCAGCCCCCGCAAGUCCAACUCUCAGGAGUCUGCCCUGAGUGAUGAGUUCUCUCCUCCCCCCCGUAGUCCCCCCCACGCCUCCAGUGGGACCACAGCCGACUCGUCCUCCCGCUCCUCACAACGCUACCAGACCCUCUCCCAGUCCUCAGACGAGCCUAUUGACGAGCCACUGUGCCUCGUGUCGUCGUGGAGCACCCAGCAGGUGUGCCAGUGGCUGAAGGGGUUGAACAUGGAGCAGUACAUCCCAGAGUUCACUGCCAGAGACAUCGACGGGGAGCAGCUCCUCCUGAUGGACGGCACCAAGCUCAAGGGUCUGGGAGUGAACAGUUCUACGGACCGCAGUGCACUGAAAAGGCGGAUCAGAGACAUUCACGCAGCAGCGGAAAAGGAGCGCAAGGCCCUGGACAAACUGGAUCGCCAGAAAGAGAAACAGCGCAAAAAGGAUCAGGAACUACGCAAGCUAAACACAAGCUAGACAUAACCACCAGAUGGCGCUAAAUUACCACAGAAAUACUCCUGACUAGAAACUGGUGCUGGUGCACCAUCUCCAACUUUCACAUUAUCAUGAUAGCAUUGAUGCUAAGUGGAGUUUUGUGCAAAACGUUGGAAUUUGCGCAUAGACUUUUGUACUGUACCUCUGGUUUGGAUGUGAGGCUUUGAACCCUGUGAUGGGCGGGACAGUGUGUUGUCAAUCACUGACACGUGAUCAAUAACAGAAUGAAAGCUCAAUUAACUUCUUGUGGAACGGCUUUAUUUUAGACCAAGGUCGGAACCCAAAGUGGGCAUGUGAGAGGUGGGUCGCGAGCUAUGAGAAUACAUCUACAAUCACACACUAUUUAUUCUUAAUUUGGUUAGUUGGGGGACAAUUUGGGUCACGGCAGGACUGUCAAUUUCUAAUUUGGGUCCAGAGGUGAAAAAGCGUAAGAACCCAUGUUUGAGACCAAUCAGUGGUUGACGCAACAUGAUAGGUCCCGCCCAUAUUGGGGUUCAGAUGUCUCAUUCUUCCUGGCUAUGACAUGUGUUCUUCUUUGUCAAUCAGUGAGGUUAUCCACCCUUGCGGAAAAUGACAAAUAUUUUGUUACUCGAAAUGAAUGUGUGAUAUAUCGGACUUCUACACGCAUUCAAUGCAUUGACAAAGUCAUACUUUUCCUAUAACUUUUGACUGUACUCUCCUACAGCACAUUACACACUAUAAAACCUAACCCAUGGUCUGAGUUAUCGAAAUAAUCUAAUUACAGAAAUUUGCAUUUAUUUAUUUUACGAAGAAUAUAAUCACAGAAUUUAGCUUUUAUUUAAAAAAAAUCUCAUAACCACAAGCACGUAACACCCAACCACAUUCAUAUUGAUGUAUGCAUCAAUACUCUGUAAGCCACUGUCAGUGGACUGGAGUUAAACUUGAAGUAACAUGAAGAUUUGUCCAGGACAUUGUCAAGAUUAGAUGCUGAUGAGACCGAUGUGAUUUUUGAGCAUAUUUAUAAAUACUGUAUGUUUGUGGUGUACGUGCAUGUUUGUGACGUACGAUAUACUGUCUGUUUGUGUGUGUAAGUGUGCAUAUGUGCUAUCUGAGGUAAUUUCUUUGGUAACGACUGUAUGGGGAUGGGACUGGCUCUCCUGAAAAAGGAGUCUUCUGAGGUGGCCACUUUUAGAAUUCGGGGUGUUGUCAAUCUUCUGUCUCUACUCCCGCGUUGCGCCAAUCGUCAUCUUAGACGUUUUUUGUCUUGAGAGACUCUGAAGUUUUUGAAUCCUGCUGGAACAAGACAGAGACACAUCGAUCCUCUUUGGAGGAUUCAGGGCCCCGUAUACCAUCCAAGCCGUAUUCCCACUUUGCCCAGUUUUCAUACUGAAUUCUUGGACUGGUUUGUGGUCAGAAGACACGGACAUUAGCUCCAGGUUUUACACAUACACGAUCCUUAGGACUCGUUUCUUGAUUUCCGUCCGCCCGUUUAUUUUCAACUCCUGUUGUCAAAUGGAAAUAUGUAUUAAAUAUGUUUUAAAAUGCA
Molecule: messenger RNA, 3734 nt
Organism: Oncorhynchus mykiss (rainbow trout)
Lineage: Eukaryota; Metazoa; Chordata; Actinopteri; Salmoniformes; Salmonidae
Product: sterile alpha motif domain-containing protein 14
Biological process (GO): neuron projection development; calcium-mediated signaling; actin filament organization
Cellular component (GO): actin cytoskeleton; dendrite; postsynaptic density
Molecular function (GO): actin filament binding
Source: RefSeq, a predicted model, not a curated record